Fulvia fulva is the source of this 1281-nucleotide messenger RNA. Its product is annotated as Carnosine N-methyltransferase. The transcript has 2 exons. The record is from RefSeq and is a predicted model, not a curated record. The coding region runs from base 1 to 1281 and encodes 426 amino acids. Gene Ontology annotation, molecular function: S-adenosylmethionine-dependent methyltransferase activity. Lineage: Eukaryota; Fungi; Ascomycota; Dothideomycetes; Mycosphaerellales; Mycosphaerellaceae.
AUGCUGGCCCUGCUCUUGCUCUGCUGGUUUGCAGGGGUCGUCACUUCAGCCGUCGAUACCUGUUUAGCCGUGCAGCGUGAGCCUAAGUUGCCUCAAUGCCAAGCUCUGAGCUCGAGGCAUCACGCCGAACAUCAAAGGCUUCUACACAGCAUAAGCCGUAGUCAUGGCAGAUGGAACAACAAGCAUCCACGAUGGGCUAUUCUCGAAGCUCUUCAUGGCUAUGACCGAUAUCGGGAAAUUGCUGGGGCUGAGAUAGAUCGAUUCGAGGAUCUGUACAAGCAUGUGCCGAAAAAGCACAAGAAAAUCUUGGAGUCGACCAUCCAAUACCAGAACAACUUCCAAGAAGCAAGGACCCUCCUAGACCACAACGCCAAAACAUGCCAAGCCAUCGUCGAGAACGGCCUCGCCCUCUACAACAUCACCCGCGCAGAACUCAACACCUUCAUCACCGAAUCCGACAACGUCGAAAAGAAGCACCGCGACAACAAACACCGCGUCCUGCGCACCCACACCUCCCACGCCCUGAAGCACGUAGUCCGAGACUGGUCCCGCGACUCCCACGCCGAAAGACAAGCAACAUUCCCCUACAUCCUGGAUUGCCUCAGCCACCACCUUGACCUAACGCAGCCCACCAACAUCCUCAUCCCCGGCGCAGGUCUCGGCCGCUUAGCUCAUGAAAUUUCCCACCUCUCACCAACCGUCACUACAACCUCCAACGAAAAGGACGCAUACAUGAACCUCGCAUACCAUUACCUCACCUCGCCCACGCACUCCUCCCCAUCAAGUCUGAACUUCUCCCUACACCCCUACCUCGAAUCCUGGUCCCACGCCCGCUCUCGCGCAUCCCUCUACCGCUCCGUCCAAAUCCCCGACUCCCACCUCUCCUUAAACGCUCCCAACCUCCUCGUCGAAGGCGACUUCACCACCGCUUUCUCGUACCAACCGGCAACCUACGACGCAGUCGUGACGCUCUUCUUCAUCGACACAGCGCGGAAUCUGGUGCAGUACUUCGAGACGAUCGCGGAGCUUCUGAAACCUGGGGGUUUGUGGGUGAAUGUGGGCCCGCUGCUUUACGGGAGUGCGCCGUUUGUGCAGUUGAGUCUUGACGAAGUGUUGCUGGUGGCGAGGGAGAUGGGGCUUGAGGUGGAGUAUCGUGCUGAGAGAGAGGUUAUGUAUGAUUUUGGGGCGGGGAAUAUGCAUAGGAAUGGGUAUGUGGCGCAGUAUUGGGUUGCUAGGAAGGUUAGUGGGGAGGCGGAGAAGGGGAAGGGGUGGUGGAGUUGA